AUGUUUGAUGCAUUAAAGGGUGCUAUACUAAUGAAUCAAACAAUGAAAAAACAAAAUCAACCAGUAAAUCAACCACCACCACCAAUGGAUGAUUUUACUCUUAAGGUGACUUCCCCAAACAUACACUCCAAGAAAAAGGGUAUAGUAGGUGCAUUUGACUUGGUGGAAUCUAUGGAGUUCUUAUACAUCAGAAUAGUUAAAGCUAAGGAACUUUUCAUACCUACUGAUGAUUUAAGGUAUGAUCCUUAUGUUGAAGUAAGAAUUGGAAACUACAUGGCUUUAACCAAACAUGGCGAAAAGAUUCCUAAUCCUGAAUGGAAUCAAGUCUUUGCAUUCUCCAAGGAUCGAAUUCACACUGCUUUUAUCGAGAUUUUGAUGAAGAGUAAGAGCUCGAAAGGAGAUGGGGUGAUGGGUAGGAUAGUACUUGAUAUGAAUGAGGCUCCAAAACGAGCCCCUCCAGAUAGUCCGUUAGCCCCUCAAUGGUAUAAGUUAGACGGUUGGGGAGAGGCGCAUGUGAUGGGCGAGUUAAUGUUGGCUGUUUGGAUGGGGACUCAAGCGGAUGAGGUAUUUACCGAAGCAUGGCAUUUGGACGCAGUUGGUGUAACUUACGAUGGUAUUGUUAAUACGAAGUCGAAGGUGUAUAUGUCUCCGAAACUUUGGUAUCUUAGAGUAAAUGUAGUACAAGCUCAGAAUCUCGAGAUGAAAGAUAAGAAUAGAAGGCCAGAUGUGUUUGUUAAAGCUGUGUUUGGGGAAACGGUUGCUAAGACAAAAAUAUCGUUUUGUAGGAAUAAUUUAAGUCCAAUGUGGAAUGAAGAUCUGAUGUUUGUUGCUGCAGAACCCUUUGAGAAUGUAUUGGUGUUGACAGUAGAAGACAAGGUUGGGAACAAUAAGGAGGAAGUUAUCGGAAGGUGUGUGAUUCAUGUAGGAACAUUAGAGAGGAGGUUAAUAGGCAAGUCGGUUGAUUCUAGAUGGUUUACUCUCGAGAAAUUAGUGGUAACUCCGGGUGCAGAUGGAAAAAAGAAAACCGAUUGGGUACCAUGUAACAGCAAGAUUCAGUUAAGGGCAUCUUUGGAUGGUGGGUAUCAUGUACUCGAUGAGUUUACUCAUCAUAGUAGUGAUAUGAGGCCGACUGUGAGGCAACUAUGGAAACAGGAAAUCGGGGUUUUAGAAUUAGGAAUCCUGAAUGCAACCGGAUUGCCACCAAUAAUGAAGAAAAAUGAAGGUCAAGAAAGAACAGACGCGUAUUGUGUGGCUAAAUAUGGCCAGAAAUGGGUUAGAACAAGGACUAUUAUAGACAGUUUUUCGCCUCAGUGGAACGAACAAUACACUUGGUUGGUUUACGAUCAUUGUACUGUGAUCACAGUUGGGGUUUUCAAUAACUGUCAUUUGCAAGGCCCCGAAAACAAUAAGAAUGUUCAGGAUUUGAGAAUUGGUAAGAUAAGGAUCCGAUUAUCCACCCUUCAAACCGAUCGAAUCUAUACUCACUCAUAUCCGCUUCUUGUCUUACAACCUCAAGGAUUGAUGAAAAUGGGCGAGCUUCAGUUAUCUAUUCGUUUUACUUGCUCGUCUCUACAAAACUUAUUACAAAUAUAUACUAGCCCUAUUCUUCCUAUAAUGCAUUACAGUCAUCCUUUAUCCUUAUAUCAGCAAGAAAACCUGAGACACCAAGCGACUCAGUUGCUGUCAUCAAGGUUAGGCCGUUCAGAGCCACCUUUAAGGAAGGAAGUUGUCGAGUAUAUGUUAGAUUACGAUUCACGAACAUGGAGCAAACGAAGAACAACAACUAACUGUCAGAGGAUCAAGGCUGCGCUUUCUGGUCUAGAACGCGCAAUGCAAUUUCUAGAAAUCAUACGCAGCUGGAAGAAUCCGUUCAUAACAAUUUUGGUGCACUUAUUUCUGUUGUUUUUAAUUUUCUUCCCGAGCUACAUAUUUUCAUCGAUAUGCCUAAACCUAAGUGUGAUCGGGAUUUGGAACUAUAGUACACGUCCUAGAAACCCACCACACAUGGAUCCUGUUCUGUCUAACGCGCUGAAAGUGGCGUCAGAGGAUUUAGAAGAAGAAUUUGAUCGAAUCCCCACAACUUGCAAGAACAACGAGACAUUAAAGUUUAGGUACAAUAGAUUACGAACAAUAGCAGGGCAAGUACAGAUACUGUUAGGAGACUUGGCAACUCAACUAGAGAGAUUACAAGCACUUUUGAAUUGGAGGGAUCCUAGAGCUACUGCCUUAUUUGUGUGCUUUUGUAUAGUUUCUGGGGUACUACUUGCAAUUGUUCCUAUAAGAUGGGUUUUUAUAGGGCUGUUGUUUUACAUUUUAAGGCCUCCUAGCUUUAGAAGCAAGGUUCCAUCUAUGCCUCUCAAUUUCCUCCGUAGAUUGCCUGCAAAAACAGAUUCAUUGCUUUGA
Molecule: messenger RNA, 2403 nt
Organism: Amaranthus tricolor (Joseph's coat)
Lineage: Eukaryota; Viridiplantae; Streptophyta; Magnoliopsida; Caryophyllales; Amaranthaceae
Product: FT-interacting protein 3-like
Exons: 2
Coding region: 1-2403 (800 amino acids)
Source: RefSeq, a predicted model, not a curated record